Impatiens glandulifera is the source of this 1326-nucleotide messenger RNA. RefSeq names its product 1-aminocyclopropane-1-carboxylate synthase 3-like. Gene Ontology annotation, molecular function: 1-aminocyclopropane-1-carboxylate synthase activity; transaminase activity; pyridoxal phosphate binding. Bases 1 to 1326 code for a protein of 441 amino acids. Gene Ontology annotation, biological process: amino acid metabolic process; biosynthetic process. The record is from RefSeq and is a predicted model, not a curated record. The transcript has 5 exons. Lineage: Eukaryota; Viridiplantae; Streptophyta; Magnoliopsida; Ericales; Balsaminaceae.
AUGAACUUGCUUUCAAGAAAGGCAAUGUGCAAUAGCCAUGGUCAAGAUUCCUCCUACUUCCUUGGUUGGCAAGAGUACGAGAAGAACCCUUAUCAUCAUCUUCAUAAUCCCAGUGGUAUUAUUCAGAUGGGUCUUGCAGAGAAUCAGCUUUCUUUCGACCUUAUAGAAGAGUGGUUGGCCAAGAACCCAGAUUCAUCUGGCUUUAGGAAAUCAGAUAAGUUGAUUUUCAGAGAUCUAGCUCUUUUCCAAGACUAUCAUGGUCUUCCCUCUUUCAAGAAAGCUAUGGUUGAUUUCAUGGCAGAAAUAAGAGGAAAUAAAGUCGAGUUUUUACCCGAUAAACUUGUGCUUACUGCCGGUUCAACUCCAGCCAACGAGACGCUCAUGUUUUGCCUCGCUGAACCUGGAGAAGCCUUUCUCCUUCCUACUCCUUACUAUCCCGGAUUUGAUCGAGAUCUAAAAUGGCGGACCGGAGUAGAGAUUGUCCCCAUUCAUUGCAACAGCUCAAACGGAUUCCAAAUCACUAAAUCUGCCCUUAAUAAUGCUUAUAAAACCGCUAUAAAAAGCAAUCUACGAGUUAAGGGCAUACUAGUCACCAACCCAUCCAAUCCACUUGGAACAACACUCACCAAAUAUGAACUAAAUUUGUUGAUCGAUUUCAUCUCCAAAAAACACUUACACUUGAUCAGCGACGAAAUCUACUCUGGCACGGUCUUUGACUCUCCUGAGUUCAUAAGCGUUAUGGACAUCCUUAAUAACAAAAAGCUAAAGAAAACAAAAGUAAGCAAUAGAGUUCAUAUCGUUUACUCACUCUCAAAAGAUUUAGGGCUUCCCGGUUUUCGAGUUGGAGCCAUUUACUCCAACGAUGAAACCAUUGUGGCUGCAGCUACUAAGAUGUCGAGUUUUGGCCUCGUCUCGUCCCAAACACAGUACCUCUUAGCUUGCAUGUUGUCUGACAAGAAGUUCACCAAAAAAUACAUCUCGGAAAACCAAAUUAGGUUAAGGAAACGACAAGAACAACUAGUUUCUGGCCUUCGGGCUUCUGGAAUUUCCUGUCUAAAAGGAAAUGCCGGGUUGUUUAGUUGGGUUGACAUGACACACCUUUUGAAGUCCAAAACUUUUGAGGAUGAAAUGGAUUUGUGGAAGAAGAUUGUUUACCAAGUCGGCUUGAAUAUAUCCCCUGGUUCAUCAUGCCAUUGUGUUGAACCGGGUUGGUUUCGUGUUUGUUUUGCCAACAUGUCUGAAGAAACCCUAGAUCUUGCCAUGAGACGUGUACACGAACUUGUCCAAGUGGAGUACAAAAGGGAAACUCAUUUGUCAUUGUUGUAA